ACAUUUGCCUCGCUUUGCCUUUUGCGACUGCAGUUGUGUUUGUGUACCACGAACAUGUUCCGCCCGUGUCAUCACCAUCACCCGUACCCCGCGGCCCUGGACCACGAGACCGAGGCAGACCGCUAGACUGGACGAUCUUCUACCCGCUCGGAUGGCCGUAUUUGCCUUUAUUGCGCUCAAUACGUUCGGCGACCUGCUGACGUUCGGAAGUGCACUGUGGUCAGUUGGUGUGUGUGGUGGUUCAUGGUCGGAAUGCAGAUCGCAGUUAGCUGUACGGCGAAGGGAACGGUUAUUUGAGGAACUCUUGGAACGCUGCUAUCGCGACAACGAAAACGGCACAGGGAAGGAGAUAAAUAUGUCCUCCGAAUCGAUAGAUAGCUGUGAUUUUGCGUACCCCGAGGGCACUGCUUCUCCCGGUUCGGUGAGCCUGGACAAGAGCAGCGCGACCGACGUGGUUUACAGGGAGGAAAGUAUCACCGAAGUAUCGCCCGGAUUGUGCUUCGUAGUGGCCGGCACGGUGCUGCUAACUUGCGAACGCUUCUCCGUGAAUUUGAUGCUGAAAAACGACGACAUUGCGCUUCACGUUAACCCGCGGCUGCCGCAGAACUACAUCGUGCGGAACUGUCGCGUGAAGCGCUGCUGGGGACGCGAAGAGGUGGCAUCGCCGCUCGCCUUUAACCUGCACCGAGGCCACCGCUUUAACGUGCAGAUUCUGGUGACCGACGACGAGUUUCUGAUCUGCGUCAACGGGCGCCAUUGCAACACGUUCAAGCACCGGCUACCGUACCGGAAGAUUUGUGCGCUCGAGGUGCGGGGAGAUGUGCGGGAUGUGGCCGUCGAGCAGUGCUACAUGGAAUGCUAUCCGCAGCUGGAGCUCGAACUGAUCCAGCAGCGCAGUCCGGAAGAGCAGCGCGCAAUCGGCGGUGAACGCCUGGCGUGCGACGAGAAGAGCUGCAAACCGAUGCCUUACACGGGUGUGCUGCGGGAACCGUUCACCGAUGGCAAAAAACUACACAUCUACGGGCGGGUCAAGCUGCUGCCACACUCGUUCUACGUGAACCUGCAAACCAGCGGGUACGUGUGGCCCCAUCCGAACAUCCUGUUUCACCUGAACCCACGUUUCGGCAGCGUUGGCGGCCGGCACGUGAUUUGCCGCAACUCGUGGCGCAACGGGAAGUGGGAGCGCGAGGAGCGGUCGGAAAACAUGUCCGACUUUAUGCCCGGCAAACCGUUCCACCUGCAGAUCGACUGCACCGACGGCAGCUAUCAGGUUUCGCUCAACGGCAAUCUAAAGGCGGAGUUUCUGCAUCGCGACAAUCCGCGACUGGCCGAAGCCAUCUACAUUCAAGGCGACAUUAAAGUUUACGAUGUUUUUGUGGAGAAUGUCUACUAAAUGUCGAUUCAAACGAGUGCUCUUUGCUCAUACAAUAAGCGCGUAGGCUUAGUUACUUAGAUGUAGGUAGUAGGAGUGUUAAUGCUAAGCGUUACCAAAUG
Anopheles cruzii is the source of this 1494-nucleotide messenger RNA. Its product is annotated as 32 kDa beta-galactoside-binding lectin-like. NCBI's taxonomy places the organism in Eukaryota, Metazoa, Arthropoda, Insecta, Diptera, Culicidae. The coding region runs from base 152 to 1393 and encodes 413 amino acids. The record is from RefSeq and is a predicted model, not a curated record. Gene Ontology annotation, molecular function: carbohydrate binding; galactoside binding. The transcript has a single exon.